CACUGUACAUCAAGUGUGACGCCCGUAUUAAAAGCAGAAUACAGACAAAUUUCUUAGCUCUCAUGUUUUGUGAAAAUUUACCCAUAAAAACGUUAAAUUUAUAACGUAAAUUGUGUUAAACCUAAAGCUUAUGUGUUAUUUAUUAAAAUAAGCAUAAAUUGUUAAUAAUUUUUUAUACAACAAAGCACAAAAACUCGUAACAAAAACCCCAAAAGGUGAAAUUUGAUUAUAAUUUUUUGCGGCACUGAUCGGAAAGAAACCAACAGUUUUUUGUUAUUUUUUUUUUUGCUAAAAAGUAUAAAGUGCCAAAAGUACACAAUUAAAAAAGAAUUUCAAAUAAAGAAGCAGAAAACUACAUAAAGAAGAUAAAAAGGAAUAAGCAAAUACGAAAAUAAGAACCAACAACUACAAUAACUGAAAUAAAAAGACAAGGCCCUGUUUAGAGCAUUUAAUUUAUUACGACAGUGGGUACAAUUCCUUUGUUAAAUAAGAGACAAAAUUUGAAAAUUACCAAAAAAAAAAACGAAACGUCAAAAAGAACAAAAAACAAUAGUGCAAAAAAGCAUUGAAACAAAAAAAGAUUUUAUUAAGUAAAUUAAAAAAAAAACGUUGAAUUAUACACUAUUUAAAAGGCUGAAAAAAGGAAAAAAUAAGCAACAAUAAAACAAAUAAAUAAUAAUAAAUAAAAUUAAAAUUACAACAACCGAAAGCAAUCUUUGUGUUAAUACAACGCCUAACAUCUUCCAGUAGAACAUUAAGGAAUAUCACUACUACCCCAGCACCAACAAACAGCAGCAGUAGCACCAAAAGCCAUCAAUAAACACAACGCCAUUGCCACACAUCAUUAGCAGCAACAGCAGCACCCACAACAACAACAACAGUAACACAGUUGUUAACCUUUAAACUUAUUGCCACUUGGAAGAACAAACACUACUACGACGAGUUGCGAAUACGAUUAGCGACAAAGUGAUAAGAUAACCAAACAAAAAACCAACCAACCAACUACAACAAAACAUCGCCUUAUUUACAACAACAUCAAGAACAGCAAACAUAAAAUCCACUUUUAUCCGGAAUUUUGAUCUUCAUCCGCAAAACAGAACAAAAAUACCCCCAACUAAAAGAAUUUAAUCAAAAUGCGUGAAUACAAAAUUGUUGUUUUGGGCAGUGGUGGUGUUGGCAAAUCUGCUCUGACAGUGCAAUUUGUCCAGGGCAUCUUCGUGGAGAAAUACGAUCCCACCAUCGAGGACAGUUAUCGCAAACAGGUCGAGGUCGACGGUCAACAAUGCAUGUUGGAGAUUUUAGAUACUGCCGGCACAGAACAAUUCACCGCCAUGCGUGAUCUCUAUAUGAAAAAUGGCCAGGGCUUUGUUUUAGUCUAUUCGAUUACCGCACAAUCCACCUUCAAUGAUUUACAAGAUUUGCGAGAGCAAAUUCUACGUGUCAAGGAUACAGAUGAUGUACCCAUGGUGUUGGUAGGCAACAAAUGCGAUCUCGAAGAUGAGCGUGUUGUGGGCAAAGAGUUGGGCAAGAGUUUGGCAAAUCAAUUCAACUGCGCCUUUAUGGAAACCUCUGCCAAAGCUAAAGUGAAUGUUGUUGAUAUCUUUUACGAUCUGGUUAGACAAAUUAACAAAAAAUCACCCGAAAAGAAACAGAAAAAACCCAAGAAAAAUCUAUGUGUUCUGCUCUAAGACUCCAUACAAAAACAAUAAACACAUACAUACAAUUAAAAAAACACACACACAUAAACACACACAUUUAAACAAACAAAAAAACAUAUUUAAAAUAUUGUCAAAAAAACAUAAAAAACUAAAUUUAAAAAAUCCACUAUUGUCGCCUUUUUUUGCUACUUUUUUCUCUAUAUAUAUUUUUUUCAUUAAAUGGGUAAAAAAAAAAUUAUUUUAAAUAAAAAUUAAAAAAAAUAGAAUUUAUAUUUAAACAAACAAAAAAAAAUCAUAAAAGAUUUAGUUCUAAAAACUUAAAAAAAAACAAAAAAACUUCCAUAAGAAACCGUAAACAAAAAAGUAAAACAAAGCACAGAAAAUAAAAUUUAUACAUAAAAACCUAUAAUAAAUUAAUAAAAUUACAUUUUAAUCCUUAAGCCUUUUUUAGGUUCUGUAAAGAAAUCUAAAUAAAAUUUAAAUUUACAAAAAAAAACAA
This is a messenger RNA of Calliphora vicina (urban bluebottle blowfly), 2157 nucleotides long. It is a transcript of the gene Rap1, whose product is annotated as RAS oncogene family member Rap1. The record is from RefSeq and is a predicted model, not a curated record. Gene Ontology annotation, biological process: negative regulation of synaptic vesicle exocytosis; cellular response to cAMP; Rap protein signal transduction. The transcript has 2 exons. Gene Ontology annotation, cellular component: plasma membrane. The coding region runs from base 1134 to 1688 and encodes 184 amino acids. NCBI's taxonomy places the organism in Eukaryota, Metazoa, Arthropoda, Insecta, Diptera, Calliphoridae. Gene Ontology annotation, molecular function: GTPase activity; GDP binding; GTP binding.